AGCUUCAGUUGGUCGGUGGUACCGGUACACUGUACUGCUGAAGAUGAACCGCGCAAAACGCAACAACACAACUCCUCUCCUCGCCGAUGUGCCAGUUCGAUUCAUUUUAUUCCCCAACACAAAACCACCAUGGCGGACGAGUCCAACCAAACCCCUUUACAGGCAGAGGUCACCUUCGGUUGGCGGGGAGUUUUGCUGAUUGGCUCUUGCAUUUUGGCGGUGCUUGCCACAAGGCAGGAAGUCUAUCGGCUCGACGUGUCCGACAUUCGAUACAAUGUUUCGAAGACUGGUGCUAUCAACGUUUUGGUGUCCUUUAAUAGCGAUCGAAACGUCAAUGAAGAUGCCUUGGUAGCUGCGAUGAACCCUGCAGAAAAUUCUGUGGCUGCGCAAAAUGAGGAGCCUGCCACUGUACCGGAAAAGCCUCUAGAGAAAACGGAACCAACGAGAGAAGCACUUGAGAAGAAUUCUGAACCAACAAAGCAAGAAGAAUCCACAACACAGACGGAACAAGCAACAACUGAAAAACCAGCGGAAGAGGAACAAAGCAAAGUCAAAACGGAAGCAACACCAGAACAGCCCAAGCAACACACAACUCCAACGAUCGACAAAACGUUGCCAGAGUCAGAUGGCCAGGCACUAAGGGGAACAAGUACAGCUGUGGAAACAACAUCAGCAGUCCCCCAAGAAGAUGCCAGUAGCGGCGGCAACAAAACCUUGGUCAUCAUUAUGGGGACUCUUCGAGGUGGAGAAUAUACCUGGCAAUCAAUGUAUAAAAAUCUAUUGGAUCUCAACAAUGCUGACUUGGCUCUGGCUGUUGGAGAAGUGGCAGAAGACAAGAAAACCAGCAGUCUCUACAAACGCGCACACUAUGUUUGGGAGUUUCAUGAAUACGAGGACUGGGGUGAUGCCUUGGACUUGAUUGCCAAGGAGCAAAAACCAGGCGUGGACCCAAAAACUGACCCAGAAUCGUGGCGUGAAAUCAUGCUUCCUCAUUUUCCAGGUUUGUUUGGUGGUGUAGGAGAUAUCCCGGGCAGCGGUGCUGUCAUAUUUUGGAUUCGAUGGUUCAUUCAGAACAAGCUAAAGCACCUAAACCUCUUGGACAAGUAUGACCAGUUCAUUGUGACACGGUCUGAUUUCUAUUACCUGUGCGAGCAUGACAUAUCCGAGUUCAAUGCUACAGAAGUUUGGGUUCCAGAUGGCGAAGACUACCAUGGCAUUACGGAUAGGUUUGUUUUGGCCCCAGCUGACAAAAUUCUCAAAGUCCUGGAUAUCCUACCACCCUUUCUCAAAAAGUCCAGGCAUCACCGCAACAAACUACCCAAGAAAGCCAUCCAGCGCGAGGGCAUGGGUCCGGAGCGCUUUAUUCUGUGGCGCUGGGAUGAUGAUGGGAUCAAAGCACAGAGGUACCCACGGGUCAUGUUUACUGUCAAGACUCCAUCGGAUUCUUCUCGUUGGAAUACUGGAGCUAAAACAAGUGCAUCAGGACAAAUGAAGACCGGACCUCAUGGGCUGAUUCUAAAGUACAGAAGUGAGUAUUUUCGGUCUCAGAAAGUAUGUCAAGAUAUUCUGCAGAAGCCAUUCUUUGAGUGAAGGCUGGUCAGCCAUGGUUUUGAUACAUAGUAGUCAAUAAGUAGUAUCAACCAAACUCUAUCUGACUG
Seminavis robusta is the source of this 1658-nucleotide messenger RNA. The record is from the annotation of a GenBank genome assembly. Lineage: Eukaryota; Bacillariophyta; Bacillariophyceae; Naviculales; Naviculaceae.